CGUGGCGUGCUCGCUUUGGCCAUCCAUGUCCCUCGUGUUGGACACUAGAGCUGUCCACAUGCACCCAUACUGACCUGGUCACGAAUCGCCUUGAGAGACUGGGAACUCACCCGCCUCCUUCCCCGGACUAGGGGGAAGUGGGGUGAAGGAGGCGUGCCGGGAGGGAACCUGGGGGAGGGGUGGCCCGUCUCCCAGGCUGGGCGUGGGCCGGGCGAGGUCCCCAGCCCACCGGGCCGGGCCAACAAUGGCCUGUUGUAGAAGGAGGCGGGAAGGAAUGCGGCCUGGGGAGUUGGGCGGCGGCGGGGCGGGGCCCGGUUGAGCGGCUGCCCCUUACCUGGCCAGGUAGCUCGCAGUUCCCGGCAAGCGGCGGCGCCCGCAGCACCUGUCGCCCGGUGCGCGGGCGGGGAGGACGGCGGGGGACAUGGCCUGGUAGAGUCCCCUGGGGAGACCGUGCGGAGUUCAGUCCGGGGCAGGGCAGGGCAAGGGAGGGAAGGUCCUUCCCUGGCGCCCGCGCGGGCUGCGGCAGCAUGAAAAAGAACCAGACCGUGCAGGGCACCUUCAGCAAACUCUUCGGGAAGAAGCACACCACCAGCCCCAGCACCUCCCUCUACGCCACCAACCCGCCCUGGAUCUUCACCCAGGAGGCCCCGGAGGAGGGGACCGGGGGCUUCGAUGGCAUCUAUUAUGGAGACAAUCGGUUUAACACGGUGAGCGAGUCAGGAACAGCCACGCUGAAAGCUCGGCCAAGAGUCCGGCCCCUGCUGACCUUCCUUCCGCUGAAUGCCCAGGAAAACCAUGGGCUGGCUGUCCCCACCCCCUCAGUUCCAGAAGACUUCGCAGACAAAGAAGUGACAGGUACCAGCUCACUAGUCAAUGGCAACCUCCGACUGUACAGCUCUGUGGGUGACCUGAGGCCUGGGCAGUAUGGCCAGGAUCUACUCAUCCCCCCACCUCCCCCAGGCCCAGCCCCGGGGCCCCCCCAGGACAUUUCACAACCUCCAGGGGAGUUGCCACUGCCAUCUCCACCUUCCACAGCACCCCCACCGCCUCCCCUGCUGCUGGAACCCCCACCCCCGCCCAGCAUGGCCCCACCUCCACCCCCAGUAUUGGAGGCCCUGUCCCCACCACACACUCUUUCCUCCCCAUCCACACCCACCCCUCCUGACUUCAUUCCCCCUGCCCCACCCUUGGCCUUUUUAGCCCCCCCACCACCUCCUAUGCCAGCCCCAGCACCCCCAGCUCCAGCAUCUCCUCACACAGUGGGAACUCGUCUCUUUCCUCCUGGGGGUGUCACCAAGUGGAAAUCAGAUGUAGCACUGAAUGGCAGGCAGGCAGAGGCCACCAGAUUUAGCCCCCCGAGAAGCCCUGCUGAGCCAAAGGGGAGUGCCCUGGGACCUAACCCAGAGCCCCAUCUCACCUUCCCCCGUUCUUUCAAAGUGCCUCCCCCAACCCCAGUCAGGACUUCGUCCAUCCCAGUUCAGGAAGCACAAGAGGCUCCUCAAAAGGAAGAGGGGGCCACCAACAAGGCUCCCAGCCGACUCCCACUGCCUCCCAGCUUCCAUAUCCGCCCCGCCUCCCAGGUCUACCCAGACAGGGCCCCCAAGCCAGACUGCCCUGGGGAGCUCAGGGCCGCAGCACCAGCCAGCCCAAGGCUGGGCCAGUCCCAGUCCCAAGCAGAUGAGCCCCCAAGAGUUGGGACUCCGGGGACUCCGCCUCCAGCCCCUCCCCUGCCCCCUCCUGCAGCCCCCCUCCCUCCCCCACCACCCCCACUUCCCCCAGCUGCACCUCCUUUGCCCUGUGCUCAGAAGGCAGCCCAUCCACCUGCUGGAUUUACAAAACCCCCUAAAUCCAGCUCUCCUGCUCUCAAACCCAAACCCAACCCCCCCAGCCCAGCGGACACAGCCUCUUCAGCACCUGUGGACUGGAGGGACCCCAGCCAGAUGGAAAAGCUGCGGAACGAGCUGGCGGCCUAUCUCUGUGGCUCCAGGAGAGAGGACCGAUUCCUCAGUCACAGGCCAGGCCCAACAGUGGCCCCUCAGAGCAAGGAGGGCAAGAAGGGCCCCAGCAUGCUCGAGAAAGAGACUCCCCCGAGCCCGCCAGCAAAGGACACUCCCCCAGGUGUUCCUGAAAAGAGUCUUGGCGGCAGCAGCCUGACAGAGACAGAGGCUACCCCCAGCCUGGCCCUGCCCCCUGUGGACUACAUUCCCCAAGACUCUCCAACUCCCAGUGUGCGGCAGAUCCGGAAUGAGCUGGAGGCCCGGCUCUCCUCAUCAGCAGAGAAGGAGGCCAAGCCCAGCAUAGGAUCUCUACCCCCUAAGCCUUGGCUAGAAGGGGGAAGAAUUUUUGAAAAUGGGGCUGAUAAUGACAAACUCUCCAAGCCUGUGGCCAAGAAUCUGCCACCUCAAUCUACCACCCUGCUGCCAAUCACACCACUCCAGCCCAAGGCCAUGUUGGGACCAGCCACACCACCCAAGGCCACAUCUGGGUCAGCCACACCACCCCAGGCCACACCUGGGCCAACCACACCACUCAAGGCCACAUCUGGGUCAGCCACACCACUCAAGGCCACAGCUGGGCCAGCCACACCACCCAAGGCCACACCUGGGCCAACCACACCACUCAAGGCCACAGCUGGGCCAGCCACACCACCCGAGGCCACACCUGGGCCAACCACACCACUCAAGGCCACAGCUGGGCCAGCCACACCACCCAAGGCCACAUCUGGCCUGGCCAUAUCAUCUACAGCCACAACUCUGCCCACCACCACAUCCCAACUGAUGGCAGAGAAAGACUCAGGGCCAGCUGGGCAGCCAGCGAAGCCAGCAUCUCAAGAAGUUUCCACUCCCUCCCAGCAAAGGGGAGAGGGGUCCCCCUCAGAGGCCACUAGGCUGCCCACACAGGGAGCCCACUCAUCUCCAGCCCUCCCACCAAAGACAUCUCCUGGUGGAGGAGAGGUGCCAUGUCUCUACAAGCCCCACUGCCACCAGAGCAGCCUCAGCCGUGAGGUUGCUGUGGUGAUGCCCACCCUGGCCAGAGGAGGGGCUGCAGGGCCAGGGGAGCCCGUAGAGGUGAAGGAGCCCCCAGGGCUGCCAGCCAAGCCCUCUGCCUCAGCCCAGCCCACUGAUGAACUCCUCAGGCACCCGGUGACUGGGGAGGUGGUGGAGCGGGGCUCACCGAUGGCCCUGCUCCUGGCGGCCAGGCAGAGGGCGCAGAAGGGGAGACCUGGAGGGGCUGCCCUGGGUCGGUCCUCUCUGCCAGGAAGUCUCCGUGACCACAGCCACCAAGCCGAGGUCAGCUCUGACAGCAUCUUCCACAGCCAAGGCAGGCCCAACUCCUUCACUGUGGUGCCCAAGUUACCCAAGGAAGCUGAGAAGGACUCCCCGCUGACGAUCGAAAUACCCAAUAAGUGGGGGCCGCGGCCGGGAAGAGACGCCGAGGGCACAGAGCCGAGCCGCAGGCACAACUGGACAAAGCCGGAGCCCCAGGCCCCUGUGGCCUGGGAAAGAGCUGCUACCUCCAACCUCCCCCAGGGCCACCCGCUGCCCAAGUCCUUCUCCUCUCCACCUUCUCCUUCGUACAAGAGAGAGGAGGAGGAGGAGGAGUUCAACUUCGAGGUCAUCCCACCGCCGCCAGAGUUCAGCAAUGACCCUGAGCCCCCGGCCCCGGCCCUCCAGUAUCUGGGCCGCCGGAGCUCCCCUCCCCGGAACAACUACUCAGACUUGGGGCAGCCCCCGAACGCUGGCCCCGGGGCGCCCCCGGCUCUCGGCUUCUCGCGCUUUCCCGUGGGCGCGCGCUACGCCGGGGCUGGGGGCCUGGAGCGCUUCUCGGGAGGGGGCCGCUCGCUCAUAAAGAAGCGCCUGUACGUCGGGGAGCCGCACCGCGGCCCAGGGAUGCCCCGCGGUGGCACAGGCCGCAGCCUGAGCCCUCCCAACUGCUUCCGGCCGCAACCCGGAGGCCCCGAGAUGCGGCGCGUGAACUCGGCGGGUCGCGCGCCCCCCGGAGGCCUGCAUGCAAGGAGGCUGUCCCUGGAGGGCGCCGCCCGGGGCGCCGCGGAGGCCAAGCACAAAGCGCCUGGCAGCGCCCCAGCUGCUGGCAGGUCUCCCCACACCACCACCCGCUAUGGAAGCCCCAUCAACACGUUCACCGUGAGGCCUGGGACCCGCCAUCCCAUCUCCUAUGCCUGCUCAGGGGCCCAUUGGAAAGCCACCUCCUGAGCCAGGGGCUCUCUUAGCUCUAUUCCAACAAACUGUGUCCUUAAGGAUCUGGGCACUUGUUUCUUGUGGGGGGUGGGAGGUACACAGCAGCUGUUAGGCGACCUGACUCAGACACAGAGGAGUCUUUGAUCCCCAAAGACCAACGAUGAGAAGCAGUGGCCCAGGAAGAUCAAGAGUGGGCUUCUGUUUCUCAAAGCCUGGUGUGGCUGUGGACUGUUUACAUAUCGGGGGUGGGAGGGGAAGGAGGUUAGAGAGGAGGAACCAUUAAGGACCUGGGCGCUGAGUUUCUGCUCUCUGGUACUAUCUGCUUUAGCAAGAGUUAUUUAAAACAGUUUUACAAGCACGG
Macaca mulatta (Rhesus monkey) is the source of this 4560-nucleotide messenger RNA. RefSeq names its product chromosome 4 C6orf132 homolog (gene C4H6orf132). NCBI's taxonomy places the organism in Eukaryota, Metazoa, Chordata, Mammalia, Primates, Cercopithecidae. The record is from RefSeq and is a predicted model, not a curated record.